Molecule: messenger RNA, 578 nt
Organism: Kockovaella imperatae
Lineage: Eukaryota; Fungi; Basidiomycota; Tremellomycetes; Tremellales; Cuniculitremaceae
Product: transcription factor Pcc1-domain-containing protein
Exons: 3
Coding region: 110-538 (142 amino acids)
Cellular component (GO): EKC/KEOPS complex
Source: RefSeq, a predicted model, not a curated record
UGAAAGACGACUGCCGAUUUGACUUAAGCCUCCACCCAAAGUCAAUUUCAAUGUAUGGAUAUCUCUCCUUUGACCUGAAUCUUUCGAUUCCGAAGCAUCAACGUUGAAGAUGGAAUCAGAGCACGCGGAUGCCUCUAGUAAUCAAGCUGGACCAUCUAGGGAAGGCUGGCAUACUGUGUCGAUGCGAAUCCCAUUUCUCAAUCAUCAACACGCUACGAUAGCCAAAAGAGCGUUAGAAGUGGAUAAGGAGCAGCAUCCUGGGCUGAUCCACCGGACGAUAGAAGUAGAGAACGAGGCUGUUGUGGUUCACUAUGCUUGUGCAACAGUCCGCCUUUUGCGCUUAUCUACGAACUCAUUCUUCUCGUCUGUGGACCUCGUCGUAAGGACACUGGAAGCGUUUGCCCCGGAUCCCGAUAGACCUGAUCCAACAGAUGAAGAGCUAGAGGAACAGCGCAGACUCGCCAACAGUGCGCAAACUAAAGGAAUAGAACUGAGGGGAGACGGAAAAGGCGCAGGAUCAGGAGAGGAGGUCAGGUAGACCAGGCAAAGAGCUACGACCGAAACGUGAUCAUGCCAUU